This is a messenger RNA of Alexandromys fortis (reed vole), 2201 nucleotides long. It is a transcript of the gene Abraxas1, whose product is annotated as abraxas 1, BRCA1 A complex subunit. Gene Ontology annotation, molecular function: polyubiquitin modification-dependent protein binding; microtubule binding. The transcript is spliced from 9 exons. Lineage: Eukaryota; Metazoa; Chordata; Mammalia; Rodentia; Cricetidae. Gene Ontology annotation, cellular component: nucleus. Gene Ontology annotation, biological process: mitotic spindle assembly; attachment of spindle microtubules to kinetochore; protein K63-linked deubiquitination. The record is from RefSeq and is a predicted model, not a curated record.
CCUCCCGUCACGUGCCGCGGUAGUGGCGGCAGCGCCUGAGCGGCGGAAUGGAGGGCGAGAGCACUCUGGGGGUGCUGUCUGGUUUCGUGUUUGGCGCGCUCACCUUCCAGCAUCUCAACACCGACUCGGACACGGAAGGUUUUCUUCUCGGUGAAGUGAAAGGUGAAGCCAAGAAUAGCAUUACCGAUUCACAAAUGGAUAGUGUUAAAGUUGUUUACACAAUUGACAUUCAGAAAUACAUUCCAUGCUACCAGCUUUUUAGCUUUUAUAAUUCUUUAGGUGAAGUAAACGAACACGCACUGAAGAAAAUUCUUUCAAAUGUCAAAAAGACUGUGGUGGGCUGGUACAAAUUCCGUCGUCACUCGGAUCAGGUAAUGACGUUAAGAGAGCAGCUGUUGCACAGAAACUUACAGACGCAUCUUUCAAGCCCAGAGCUUGUUUUUCUGCUGUUAACACCAAGUAUAACAACAGAAAGCUGCUCCACUCACUGCCUGGAACACGCCUUAUAUAAACCUCAAAAGGGGCUUUUUCAUAGGGUGCCUUUGGUGGUUGCCAACCUGGGAAUGUCCGAUCAACUGGGUUAUAAAACAGAAUCCGCUUCCUGUACAUCCCCUGGCUUUAGCAGAGCCGUGAGAGCACACAGUUCUCAGUUUUUUAACGAAGAUGGAUCGCUGAAGGAGGUGCAUAAGAUAAAUGAAAUGUACGCUGCAGUACAAGAAGAAUUAAAGAGUAUAUGCCACAAAGUUGAACAAAGUGAACGGGAAGUAGAGAGACUAAUGAUGGAUGUAAACCGAUUGAAAGAAGUUAGAAAAGAGCAGCAAGCCCGGAUUAAAGCAGCAGAAGAGAAGAAUGUCCAAAACAACCCCCAGGAGAACAUUCUUCUUUGUUAAGCUCUACGAACCUUUUUUCCAGAGUCUGAGGUUCUUCAUUCUUGUGUUAUUUCUUUGAAAAAUAGACAUAUUUCCCAAAGUGGAUGUAGCAUGAAGCACCAUCUUGAUGUGGCUAAGCUGACCUUAAUGGUGGAGUAUAUUCACAGCCCUGACGCUAGUCCACUGCCUGAAGCCCAGCUAACUAAGCGUAAAGAUGUAGACACACAAGACCAGUGGCCCGAGAAAAAACCACGGCUGCAGGAGACAGAAAGCAGACCUGUGAUAGCUUCCCAAAGCAGUCACCAAAACAAAACGUCCUCAAGCAGCCCAGAUAUAGACACAGAGAUGGGAAGCCCGGAAGAGGACACUGAAUACCCUCGCUCUCCCACGUUUUGAUUCUUGCUAGAUGAUAUUUUUACCUGACUGAGGUUCAGACACUAUUUUACUGUCUGCUACUGGAGUAACACAUGAGAAGUUCAUGUUUUACUGCACUGUAGGGGAAUACGGUAUUUUUACUACUCAACCGUUUGUAAUAAUGAUAAUGUUUUAUAAAGUAUUUUAGAAAUUCCUAUUUAUAUUUCAUACAUUGUAAAUACUCUGUGAAUGUGUAUAUGUUCCACUCAGCUGCAACCUCCCUCGCUUCCCAGCCUCUUCUCACUGUGCCUUCCCUGCAGGAGUCCUCCCUUCCCUUUAUAUCCCAUGUUCCGUUGCCUUCCUCGCUCCUGCAGAUUCUUUUUCUCCCAUCUCCUGACCCCUUUCUAGUGGCCUGGCCUCUGUCCAUCCACAUCUAAAGUACUUUUUAGAAACCUUUGUGGUGCAGGAAUCGAUGCAGGGCCAUGUGAACCGUAGGCAGCUUCUCUACCACUGAGCUGUAGUCCAAAUGGGUUUUUGGUUUGUUUGUUUGUUGAGACAAGGUCUCUAAGUAGUUCUGGCUGUCCUCAAACUAACAAACAUCUGCCUGCCUCUGCCUCCCAGGUGUUGGGAUUAAGAACGCAUGCCACCACACCCAGCUAAAAUGCUUUUAUUUCAGAGCCACGACCUUUCAGCUUCCCCGAAUUAUCAAGGGAGACUUAAAGAUGCAUUCUUUUAAACUACAACAUUCUUCAAAUUGGAAAAGAGAAACUAGCCUUGUUUCACAGCACAGAAAAGAGCACAGAAGUUUGCAUAAUCAGGCCUUGGAGCUGGCUCAGCUGGCACAGACACUGCAGUGAAGACUGUCAACCUGAGUUGGAUUCCUGGGACUCCCUCAGGAAAGGAAUGAGCCGUCUUCCACACAUACCUUCACUGAGGCAUAAUCAUGAAACCCCCACAAAUAAAUUUGAUAAAAUUCUA